This is a messenger RNA of Colletotrichum truncatum, 723 nucleotides long. RefSeq names its product molybdenum cofactor biosynthesis protein C. NCBI's taxonomy places the organism in Eukaryota, Fungi, Ascomycota, Sordariomycetes, Glomerellales, Glomerellaceae. Gene Ontology annotation, molecular function: nucleotidyltransferase activity. The record is from RefSeq and is a predicted model, not a curated record.
AUGGGACUACCCUCAAUGAGGCCACUCCUCCUGGCCGGGGGCAAAUCAACUCGGAUGGGCACACCCAAACACCUCCUCCGCAUGCCUGAUGGGACCCCCUUGUACCGGCGACAGCUGGAACUGCUUCGGUCAAUUUUCCCAGAGCCGCAAACCAUAUACAUUUCAUUGGCCCAAGAGUCAGAGACGGACGAAUACCUCGAAAGUUUACUUUCGGCUGAUGCCGAGCUGACCCCCGAAGAUGAGGACUCACCAAAAGCACCAAGAGUGAAAAUUCUUCGCGACGAACACCCAAACGAUUCUCGUUACUCUGCUGGACCAGCUGCCGGACUGCUCGCCGCUUACCGAUUUGAUCGUUGGGCCAAUUGGGUUGUCGUCGCCUGCGACUAUCCUCUACUUCCGCCCGAUGCCAUAUAUCUUCUCAUGUAUAAACGAGACGCUGUACCGGUAACCUGCUACCGCUCAGCAGAAGGAUUUUGCGAGCCCUUGGUCGCUAUUUGGGCCCCGGCUGCGUUAUCACGCCUGUCAGAGCGGGUGGCCCGCGGACACUCAAGUCCGGCAGCGACCGUCAAGGAACUCGAUGGCUUAAUGGUGGACACGCCACCUGGCUGUGAAUGGUGGCUCACCAAUGUGAAUACUAUGGAGGAAUGGGUGAAAGCCAUUGAAGACAUGAAACUGGGCUCAUUGGAGCCCCUCACUUUUGAAGCGCCGAAGGGAAAGGUGUGA